Messenger RNA from Rhipicephalus sanguineus (brown dog tick), 1889 nucleotides. RefSeq names its product metalloendopeptidase OMA1, mitochondrial. The coding region runs from base 253 to 1455 and encodes 400 amino acids. The record is from RefSeq and is a predicted model, not a curated record. Gene Ontology annotation, molecular function: metalloendopeptidase activity. Gene Ontology annotation, biological process: mitochondrial protein processing; protein quality control for misfolded or incompletely synthesized proteins. The transcript has 9 exons. Gene Ontology annotation, cellular component: mitochondrial inner membrane. NCBI's taxonomy places the organism in Eukaryota, Metazoa, Arthropoda, Arachnida, Ixodida, Ixodidae.
AUCCAUCAAUCGGUUGCAGACGCUUUUAUGUUCGCACGUUUCGUUCAGUCUGUGUUCGUAUUGCCAGCUUUAUUUCUGCCACACAGCGUCUUCGCCGCUAUUAGCGAACAUUUUGACACGUUCUGGAAGGGGCGCAAGGGCUUUCGAUGAGUGCCACAUACGAUUCUUUCCCAGAGGCGACUCAGUGACGACCACUUUUCUUCGGUGGGCUUGCAUCAUAACGUUGCAUCUAAAGCACCGCAACCAAAAAGCAUGUGGGCCGCUAGGACACUCCUCUGUACCGCCAGGCUUGCAGCUUCGGCACCGCCGAGGAAAGCCGCAAUAUGUUGGCAGCCGCUGCAACGUCAGCAAAUGACCAGAACGGUCAACUUCCACACGUCUCCGCAACGCUGUAUUCAUCCCAUAUUUCUCAUAGCUGCAAAGCAAAUAACCAAGGGACUGGCAAUAAUUACUGGGAGGGGAUUUCGAAAAUGGUGGAAGGCGUUACCGGCAGACAAGAAAGCUUAUUUCAUAUCGGUUGCUGUCAAGAACAAAUGGAAAAUCGCAGGUUACUUUGGCGUUGCAUGGGGCAUUGGGGGAAUCUAUUACUUCAGUCACAUUCAAGAAACGCCCAUCACGCACAGACGCCGCUUCGUUGCCUUCACUCGUGACCAGUUUAGGAAGAUAUCAGACUUUGAGUUUGAAAUGCAAUACGAGCUCUUCAAACCACACCUUCUGCCGGCUGUGCACCCAGUGUACCACCGUGUCGUACGCGUGGCCAAUCAACUGCUCCAUGGAAACAAAGACAUUCCCGAGAUUCACGAUGUCACAUGGUCAGUGUCAGUCAUUGACAGUCCCAUGAAGAAUGCCUUUGUCAUGCCUAAUGGACAGAUUUUUGUGUUUGCCGGCAUGCUGGAGAUCUGUGGAAACGACGAACAGCUGGGAAACGUGCUUGCUCAUGAAAUGGCCCACUGUGUCUUGGGUCACGGUGCAGAACAAGUGAGCUAUGCUCAUCUCAUCGAUUUUGCCUUGGUCGGUUUUCUGGCAGCUAUUUGGGCCAUCAUGCCGACUGAUGGCAUUGCUGUUGUAACGCACUGGUUCUUUGAAAAGGUUGUCAGUCUUCUGCUAAGGCUUCCUUACAGCAGGAAGCUCGAGCUUGAGGCCGAUGAAGUUGGUCUUCAGCUAGCAGCAAAGGCAUGCUUCGAUGUGCGGGAAGCUAGCGCAUUCUGGACAAAGAUGAGCCUCAUGGGAAAUGCCUUGGAUGAUGUAGAAUUCAUUUCUACUCACCCUAGCCACGAACACCGUUCAGAGCACCUAGACAACCUCAUGAACAAAGCUAUUGAACUCAGGAGGCAGUGCCAUUGCCCAAGGUUGCCACCCCAGGAUCCCCGGGUGCUCAUGUCCAUGUUGAAGGAAGAAGUCAAGCAAGAGAGCCUUGGCAAGCAAGGAAUCGUUGUCUUGCAGCCACCUCUCUGAAGAGCUAUGACAGUCCUAUUGUCUUCGGGUACAUCUUUGUCUUCUUUCGGUGUUUCGGCAGAUUUUACACUUUUAUCGUCGAAGCCCCUACAGUCGUAGCCGCUAUUCUUAUGUUGCUCUGCACCACUAGUUUUAGUUAUGCUAGUUGAGUCUAACUCGGAUGUUUACAUAGAGUCACACUUAACGUGUGUACUCUUUCUGCAGCAGCAUUUAGCUGUGGUGCAUGCCUGGGCAAGCUCCUGGUAUCAGUUUGGCUGUCUAUUUCUUUGUUUGUUGAGGUUGUAGGGGUUUUGCCUUCACUGAAGUUUUGGAAAUAUGAAGCAGUGCACAUCGUUUCUAAUUUAUUUAAGCUUUGAGGCCAAGCAUUCAAACAGAGUACAAGAGGAAUCAAUGCAAAAGAAAAAUAAAAGUAUGUCAUCUAAUAAAGUCACGUG